Molecule: messenger RNA, 3756 nt
Organism: Dermacentor andersoni
Lineage: Eukaryota; Metazoa; Arthropoda; Arachnida; Ixodida; Ixodidae
Gene: Fmr1
Product: synaptic functional regulator FMR1
Biological process (GO): regulation of translation at presynapse, modulating synaptic transmission; mRNA transport; positive regulation of long-term neuronal synaptic plasticity
Cellular component (GO): neuron projection; nucleus; cytoplasmic stress granule
Molecular function (GO): translation regulator activity; mRNA 3'-UTR binding
Source: RefSeq, a predicted model, not a curated record
UCCGCAUAAAAAAUAGCACCGAUCUAAAUCCCAUGAUGCUCAUGACUGUAAAGAUGGAGGACCUGGCGGUCGAAGUACGCGGCGAAAACGGAGCCCACUAUAAGGCCUUCGUCGUCGACGUCCACGAGAACGACAUCACAGUCGCGUUCGAGAAUGACUGGCAGCCACCAAACAAGUUCCCGUUCCAACGAGUGCGACUGCCAUCGAGCGCACGUGGUGAUGAAAUCUUUACCGAAGGCCAGGAAGUGGAAGUGUUUUCUAAAGCCAAUGAGCAGGAGGCCUCUGGUUGGUGGGAGGCGCGGGUCAAGAUGACCAAGGGCGACUUCCAUGUCGUGGAAUACCAGGGCUGGGACACAGCCUACUCGGAGAUUGUACCUUCUGACCGCUUGCGGCCAAAGAACCCCAACCCGCCAAUCACCAAGAACACAUUCAGCAAGUUUGAGUUGGACGUGCCCGACGACCUACGUGAAUACUGUGGCAGUUCCAAGGAUGACUCGGCCCACAAGGAGUUCAAGAAGGCCAUUGGGGCGGCUGUGGUUCGGUACAUCCCUUCCAAGCAGUGCCUCAUGGUUAUCGCCCGCUCAGAGGCAGCCAAGAAACGGGCUGAAAUGAUGAGUGAAAUCUAUUACCGGAACCUACGGCAGAAGUUGAUCCUGCUCAGUAAGACAGAGGAGGCUGCCCGACAACUUGAGAGUCGUAAGUCUUCUCAGAGAGGCGACCCCAAUUCAAAGCAAAAGAGCACGCGCCUCCAGUCAAGCUCCGGGUUCGUGGAGGAGUUCAGUGUGCGUGAGGACCUGAUGGGCCUGGCCAUAGGGGCACAUGGAGCCAACAUCCAGAAUGCUCGGAAGCUGGAUGGUGUCACGGGCAUUGAACUCCAAGAGGCUACCUGCACCUUCAAGAUAUUUGGCGAGACGGAGGAGUCGGUGAAAACAGCACGGGGCAUGCUGGAGUACGCAGAGGAGUCCAUCCAAGUGCCUAGGCUAUUGGUCGGCAAGGUUAUAGGAAAAAAUGGCCGCAUUAUCCAGGAAAUGGUGGACAAGUCGGGUGUGGUGCGGGUCAAGAUCGAGGGCGACAACGAGAACGAGAGCCCCCGAGAAGAGUUACCCCAUUCUACAUGGCAAGGAAAAGCGGAUGCAUCAGACAUUAUUGGGCCCUCAAUGGUACCCUUUGUAUUUGUGGGCACAGUGGAAAGCAUUGGCAAUGCCCGCAUCCUCCUCGAGUAUCACCUGGCGCAUCUCAAGGAGGUGGAGAAGCUGCGCCAGGAGAAGCUUGAAAUUGACCAGCAGCUUCGGAGCCAGCUGGGUGCUCCUCCGAUGGGAGGUGGGGGCCGCCGGGGGGGCCUGAGCUACCACCCCGCCUCUGAGCACCACGAGGGGGGUCCUCCUCCACCUGCUAUGGGCCGAGGGGGCCGAGGCCGGGGGGGUGCCCCUCGAGGAGGCGGUGCCCCCUGGGGCGGUAGGCGCUGGGCUGCCGGGGGAGACAGCGGGGGACGCUACGGCUCCUCUGCAGGGCUGUCGCUUGCAGGCUUCAGGUCCGACAGACAGAAUGGUCCUCCUGAGCUGCCCAGGCGAGGCGGAGGAGGUGGAGGGGGCCGCGACCGCCGCCGAGUGACAGACGAGGAUGAGUCGCUGCUGGACAGCCACGAGGUGUCAAGUGUGGCCAGCCUGGACAGGGAGAGUGUGACUUCAACAGAAGGGCCACGCAACCGACGGCCCAAUCAGAAACGCCGGCCCAGGCGCUAUGGUGGCCCUGAGGGGGGUCCCCAGCAGUCACAGUCACAACAGUCACAGCAACAGGCAGGCAGUGGGGACCGAGUGGCCGCACGCAGCUUCUCUGAGCCUCGUGACGCCAAGGAAGGCAAUGCGGCCCAGCCGCUGCCUCCGAGGGACCGCAAGUCCGAGCCAAAGGAACGGCCAGCCACUCGCAAGGUGAAUGGUGAGGUACGCACGGACGCAGCGACACCUGCUCCAGCAACAACUGGUGCACCAGCCAAGACCAGGCCACCACGCCAGGAUGAGGCCUCCCUGGUGAAUGGCGCCAAGUAGGAGGGGACAGAACCAAGACCGUGGUCAAAAUUUCUGCUGCUCGUGUGCGUGAGAAGAGGAGAGAGUGUAAAGCAUGCCGGCCGCACAGCAAUACGCGCCGGGGCCCCACUGCUUUACAUUGAGUGGCAUUAGCUUCUCCGACUAUUUAUUUUUUUGGUUUGUAAUGUUCCGCGUGGCAUGUUUUUUCUCACCUUGUUCAUCCCCCUUUGUAAAUAAACUGGAAACGAGAAAGCUCUCCCUCUCGGUCCCCCUUCUCUCUUUUCUGUCUCCUGCGCAACACUAGUUUUUCUGCAAUGCGGGCAUGAGUUGUGAGGAUUUCAAUGUGCUGCCUGCUUAUCGCUCUCUAGGGUCAGAAGCACACCUUCGUGUCUGCGGUGUGCAUGUACUUUGCUCCACAGUCGCUAGAGAAGGCUGUCGCAUCAUGCGCACUACUUCAGAAGGCUCCUUGACGAAAUGCACUGGAGCAGCAGAAGCAGUUCUAAGCUUGUAGGCAGAGGCGUGCAAAGUGCAGAUGUUGACUCCUCACUUUGUGCGAGUCUCUCUGUGGUCAAUUUUACGUAAACAAGGAUACUACAACAUUUGAGGUCAGAGCACAUGCAUAGUUGCGUUAACGUGGCAUGUGCUCACUCUCACACUACAACUACAGUUGCCAUUAAAGCUGUCACCUUUUCGUGUCCUCCAGGCUACUCUUCUAAGGAAAGAGACCUGUCCUACAAUGUUGCACGUGUAUCAACUUGUGUAAGUGCGCUUACCUCUGAAGCAACUAAAGCUGCAUGAUUUGGGAUUUCAUGGUUAUGCCUGCAUUUAGCUGUCCGGUGCUGCAAUGUAAGCAUCUUUUCCAUAAGCUGCUGGCAGCCAUUUGUGUCGCAUCUUAAAGAAAUGUGGAGCUUGGGUUUUGUUCCAUCUUUCACCCCUGAAAAUUGUUUGUACUAGUGAUUUCAAAAGCAGCUUUUGCCACAGGUAUCAAACCUUUUCGAUAUUUGUGACCAGAGCUGUGCAAGGUCUGCCUCCCAUUUCAGUCCCCCACUAAGGCUUUUUGCAUGGCACAUGGUGGGCUUUCCACUGGUCUAAGGAGUCAAUACCCAGGCCUCCUCCUCAACCACAGGAUGUAGUGUGGCAAAUGAACACCCUUGUUGGCAUGGGGACGUUGAAGCAGUGCGCGGCAUCCACUGACCAGCAGUGCCUGAAGACUAGCCUUGAUGCUUCCAGCACCUGAAGAUUACGCAAAAUGGGUGUGCCAUUUGGGCCAAAAAUUGAGUGCCGCGAGGAAGCCUUGACCAUGUCUUUGUCUUGGUGGUUUGGCGCCACCGGUACUUCAAGGAGAAGACAACCGUAGACCCAUGAACAGAGUCCAGUGUGUGCGUUGCCCACACUGGGAUGUUAGAGGGGUCCCAUCCAUGGUGUCACUUGCCUGGUUCGACACAGUCGAAACACACUGGGCCACUCUAGUGCAUCGUUGUGCAAGGCGAUGCGAAGUUUGUUGUGAACUCUAAAAGGGGUUCCAUUUUGUGUAGGUGGUGAGGACUGUGGUAAAGAACAUUGCAGUUUGUUUCUUGGCUGUGCUGAGGUUUGUGCUGCCCCUUUUAAUUCUAUGCGUGUGUGCGAUUUUCUCUCAAGUGGACGAUUCCCCAUAAUAGCGCAAACUGCACUGUAAAUAUCCAAGCAGCUUGCCACCAUGUUCCUGUAAAAUAAAAACGUUGUGCUCCUUGGA